Molecule: messenger RNA, 1080 nt
Organism: Pneumocystis jirovecii RU7
Lineage: Eukaryota; Fungi; Ascomycota; Pneumocystomycetes; Pneumocystales; Pneumocystaceae
Product: endonuclease
Exons: 5
Coding region: 1-1080 (359 amino acids)
Biological process (GO): double-strand break repair via homologous recombination
Cellular component (GO): Slx1-Slx4 complex
Molecular function (GO): crossover junction DNA endonuclease activity; 5'-flap endonuclease activity
Source: RefSeq, a predicted model, not a curated record
AUGCACACAUGGCCUUUAUUUUACUGUUGUUACUUGUUAAAGUCAGAGUUAACACGGAAUACAUAUGUUGGAUCAACAAAUAAUCCUUUAAAAAGGCUUCGGCAACAUAAUGGAGAAAUUGCUUCAGGAGCACAUAAAACAGCAUCAGGACGCCCAUGGAAUGUAUGUAGGAUAGUCUUUCGUUAUUUUGUGGAGUUUUUUGUUGAUUUUUUUCUUAAAAAACAGAUAGUUUGUUUUGUUUAUGGGUUUCCAUCAAUAGUUUCUGCUUUGCAAUUUGAAUGGGCAUGGCAGAAUCCAAAUAUAAUUUUUAAAGCUCAAAAAAAUGAAAAAAACCAACAUGAUAAUCAAAUAAUAAAUAAUACAACCCAACAUGUAUUUCCUCGUAGACAGGGGGUUCGUACCUCUCUGAAAACAAGGGUUUAUGUCCUUUAUAGUAUGUUGAUAAUGAAUAUAUGGAAAAAUUGGCCUCUGAAAAUCAAAAUUUUUGAUCAACGUGUAUGGAAAUUGUGGGAGGAAUUUCAUUCUUCUACUAGUGUAAAAAUAUCACCGUGGAUGAAACCAGAGUGUGAUAUUUUCUUUAGUUCAGAAAAUAUAAAAAAAAAUACAAAUUUAAAAACAAAUGAUCCAAUUAGUAUUGAGAGAAAAAGAAUAUUGUAUCCUGGGGAAAUAGGAGAUAAAAGAUAUUCUGUUUUAAGGGAAAUUGAUAUUAGCCAAAAUAAAAUGUCGCAAAUUGCAUUUGAAAUUCUUCGGAAAAUUAAAGAAAAAAAUAUUAAUUUGUGCAUGGUUUGUAAAGGUGCAUGUGAUCUUCCAGAAUUAGACUCUGAAGAUGCUGCAUUAAAAUAUUCUCAACUAAUUAUUUGUCCAACGCAAAAUUGCUUAAGUAUAUUUCACUUAUUAUGUUUGGCGAAGUGGAAAUUAGGUUCUGAAACAGAAAAUAAUAUUUUAAUUGAUUCUUACGUGUGUUUUUCUUGUAAAAAAAGUAUUAUUUGGGGGGAUUGCAUUCGUCUUCAGUAUUGUAUAUUGAGGAAAACAAAUACUUAUUCGGAAAAUGUAUCGGUUUUAGAAACUAAAAGGCACUAA